Molecule: messenger RNA, 838 nt
Organism: Phyllopteryx taeniolatus (common seadragon)
Lineage: Eukaryota; Metazoa; Chordata; Actinopteri; Syngnathiformes; Syngnathidae
Product: cytochrome c oxidase assembly protein COX20, mitochondrial
Exons: 5
Coding region: 317-670 (117 amino acids)
Biological process (GO): mitochondrial respiratory chain complex IV assembly
Cellular component (GO): mitochondrion; mitochondrial inner membrane
Source: RefSeq, a predicted model, not a curated record
CGUACUAGAGUUAGGGUUUUUACGGUGACAUCGUUUUUGUUAUCACUUUUUAGUUUUAAAUGCUUUUUCGACAUUUAAGUUGCCAGGUAACGUUGAAUUGCUGGAAUGUUGUUGAAACGUAAAGCGGAACUAAAGGUUGCGAACAACCCUUAGUUCCUUCUCUGCAGACAAGUCGGACAUUAAAAGUGAUCGCACCUCCGAGGCAUUUCUUCUGUUUCUGCCCGUCUUCAGAAUCACAAUCAGAUUCUGAUUUCUGCCCGUCUUUUCACCUUUAAAGACAUAUUAUUCCACAAACAAGCAGCGCGUAUGAGCUGACAUGUCCGAGAAAGAAGAAUUAGAAGAAGAAGAGACGAGCAAGCAAAAGGGCUACCGUCUGCUGGGCAUUCUCGACGUGCAGAAGACGCCGUGCGCCAGGGAGGCGGUCCUUCAUGGCGCCGGAGCCUCAUUGGCCGCCGGGCUUCUGCACUUUUUGGCCACCAGUCGUGUGAAACGGUCCUUUGAUGUCGGCGCGGGGGGCUUCCUGUUGACCACGUUCGCUUCCUGGUGCUACUGUCGCGUGAGCAACGCCAGGCAGCGAGCGCAGCAGAGGAUCGUUCGCCGCGGCAUCGAGAACAAGCUCAUCUACCAGGGGACCGGCGCCGACCCGCGAACGUCAUCGGGACCCUCGUGACCGCGAUGGCGCUCAGCUCCUGGAAAGGACGCUGACUGGUCUGCAGGAAGUGAGCAUGCGGGCGCGGCUACCUGAGGAUGGCGGGCAGCCGGGGGCUCCUGUAGAUGAACUUGUGCCUGUAGGCCAGCGACGAGGGGAAGGCCACAAACUCAACUUUGUGACCGCCGA